Molecule: messenger RNA, 3594 nt
Organism: Sporisorium graminicola
Lineage: Eukaryota; Fungi; Basidiomycota; Ustilaginomycetes; Ustilaginales; Ustilaginaceae
Exons: 1
Coding region: 1-3594 (1197 amino acids)
Biological process (GO): division septum assembly
Cellular component (GO): division septum
Source: RefSeq, a predicted model, not a curated record
AUGUCGCAGCCCAAACUCACCCUUCGUCCACCGCCGCAUCGCGAGUUCAUCCAGGGCUUUCCCGGUAUCGUCGGCUCCAACACUCGUCCUCCCGCCCACAUUGCCGGCACCGUCGAGGUCCGCCUCGGCACAAAGGGGCUCAAGGCAGCGUGGUUGCGCAUCGAGCUGCGCAAGCUCGAAACGCUUCCAGGGGGCGAGAGCUGGGGUGAACUCAUCGGCAAAGGCCCCAUCGACGUAUGGUCCGCACGCAAGGACGAGGCGCACAAGUCAGACUCGGAGAAAGGGUGGGAGUUGCUUCAAACAGCCGACUUUCCUUUCCAGGUCGCCAUCCCCGAGGGACUGCCUCCCAGCGCCAAACUCGAAAAGAACGCCGGUAUCGGUUACGAGCUCGUCACCUCCCUCUGCGUUCGAAGCAAGAAAGGGCUGUUGAAGAAAGAGACUACCAGCUCCAUCAUCCAAAACACGCAUCCUCUGUGGCUCGACAAGCACGAGCUGCACUCGACCUGGCCUGUCUACUCGACGCCGGAAGAUCACGAAGCCAUCCAGGAUGAUAUGAGGGUCAAGGUGAUGAGGGCCCGCACCUGCUACGGUCCCGGCGACAACAUCGAUGUCCGCGUCAUCGUCACUUCUGACCGCAUCUCGCCGAUCAAGGUCAAGAGCAUCUCGUUCUCGGUGCGUGAGACCAUCACCUUCAAAGGCGGAGCCAAAAAAGCGUUCAGCUCCAACAAGGCCGCCUCCCAAAAGACCGAGAGCCUGUCUUCAAAGAGUAAGAGCUUCGGCAAAAAGGUCUACAAAGGCGACACGCACACCUUCGACCUCACCUGUCAGAUCCCGCGCACGCACACGCUCAUGACCAUUCAGACUGCAAAGCACAUCGAAGUGUCGUACACACUGCGGGUGCAGGUCGAGACCGCCAAGAAGCCCAUCAUCAUCGACCACCUGCCCAUCACCGUUUCCAACUUUGCAAAGACAGCCAGCGACGCGCUCAUGGAUCGCAUCGGCUGGGUACCAGGGUUGUCUGCACCCGCUGACUCGGUCACCCAAGACUUGUACGUGCAAGACUUUGCCGCGAUGCCUCCUUCCGGCUCGCACUCGGGUCAGCCAGCGAUCACGAGGUCAAUUUCAUUCGGCGGCUCUACUUAUUCUGGAGAGAGGAGCAGCUACCCUGGGUAUGCCGGCGGCGACCUGCGCAGACGCGACACCGUCAUGACGCAAGGCACUGUGAUCAGCGGACCGGGCAUGGCAGGGAGGGGUGUGCCCGGACAGGUGUUUUCGUGGGGUCAGUACGGGUCUGCGCAGCCUUUUGGAUCAGGCGAGGCUCCCCGUCACGCGUUUGCAGGUCCGCCUAGCAUCUACGAGGGACGAGAAUUGGCGCCAGAGGAAUCGCGCGCCCUUUUUCACUCGACCAAUCGUCCUCAAAGCUCGGCGCUUCUGGGGACCGCGGUCGAUCCAGUACUCAUGCCGACUUCGUCCUAUCACGGAAACAGCGGCACGGUCACACCCAUCGUCGAAGGCAGCGAAGACGGUCACGCCCGUUCGCGCCUGGUACAGCACUCACCGUAUCAGCAGCAGCUCCAGCUUCCACAUACGCAAGCAGACAACCGAAGGCACUCGCAUUUUGGCGGUGGGGCUUUCACCUCCGGGGGCUUGGCUCAGACGAAUGGGCUCCGUUACUCGACGGGUGGCGCUGCGUUCACCGAUCGCAGCAACUUUGCUUCUCCGGUCGAUGGCCGAAGUCCGUAUGACGAGCAGCUGCCUCUUCGAGGACCAGGAACUCCCGAGUUGGGCACAACCAGAUACGUGCGUCCCGAGCCUGUCCACCAACCCCUUUCCUCGCAGACGCAGCCGUCCUGGGCUCAGGCUCGGGGCCCUGGUGCAGACCCCAACGGAGCUGCUAUGACGUCCGCGGAAGCCGAGAAGCAGCAUCUGUAUGAGCGUGCGCGUCAACAGGCCCAGCGGAACCAGCGCCGUGCAGAUGAGCGCCGUGCUCUUCAUCAAGGUACAGCUCCUUCGACACCCAUUUCGCCAGACGUCAAUGGAGGUCGUCCCUACAGUAUGUAUAACUUGGCGUCGGCCAGUGCUUCUCCGUCAGCUACACCUGCACCCCCCGCAGUGGCACUCGCAGUGGCACCCUCGGCGGCAGUGGCAGCGCUCUCAGCCGAAGCGGAAAAAAUGCGUCUCUUCGAACGCGCCCGAGCAGAAGCAGAAAGGUAUCAGAGCUCGUACAACGAGGGUGCUGCUUUCCCCGCAAUCGAGUCUGCAGCCAAUGGUGCGGGAAGCUCAAGCAUGCUUGCGUCGAGUGCUUCACAAGGCUUCCAGUCGAGUGCACACGGUGCGAUGGUUUCGGGGCGUACUGCGCCCUAUCCUUCGUACAUGACGGCGGAGGAGGAGAAGCGGCAGCUGUACGAGCGGGCUAAAGCCGAGGCGGACGCAUAUCAGCGUGGCGAGGGGUCGAGUGACACUGUCACUGCAUCGAGCGCCUCAGCCCAGCCUAUCUCGGAGCACCGCCAAGCCGCGUCUUUGAGCACUGGAACUGCCGAGCUUCCGGGAGCAUGGCCGGGGGCCGCACGCGCCUUUGCUGGUGCGACCCCUUCCGCGUCAACGCUUGGCCCUGCUACUGCGGGGGCUUCCUCGUCGGCUAACGGACAAGCCGUCGCUGGAUCGCCCCUCGCCGGCACGGGAGCGAUCAGCGAAAAGGAACAGCUGCGUCGCUACCACGAAGCCAGAGACGCCGUCAGCCAGCAUAUUCAACAAGCAUCGUCAUCGUCGUCGUUCAGCGCCGCUCCUCAGGGCCAGGGGAACAACUUGACGCAAGCACAGACGGAUCGCAUGUAUGCACCCGAGGUGGCUUCCGCCGUGCACCAUGCGACGCCCCACCAGCCGGCUGACACCGUGGCGACGCCGACGCGCGCCUCUCCGCUCAGCCUGGCACCCGUCGGACCAGCGACGGUGACACCGACAACGGGUACACCGACGACGACGGGUGUGCAGUCGUACCUGACAGAAGCGGAGCAGCAGUCGGCGGAGGAGAAGGAGCGCCUGGCAUCGCAUUACGCCAAGAAGGCGGCAAAAGCCGAGGCAAAGGCGUUUGCUAAGGCGAACGGUGCGUCGCAGUUGGUGCAGGGUCAGAGGGAGGGUGUCGUGCAGAGUGCGAGUGCGAGUGCGGGUGCGAGUGAGAAGGCGCAAUUGGCGGCCUACUAUGCUGCGCGUGACGCGAUGGAGCAGAAUCUCUCGCCGAUGCAAUCGGCGCCAGCACCAGCAGCAGUGGCGGCUGGGAGCGGCUCAAAUGCAGGAGUGAGCUCUUCCUUGUCGACCACACCCGCGCAUCAGAUCCCCGCACUGCGUGCAGCGUCGCCGAUAGUGCUCCCUUCCAUGUCGUCUGUUGCUUCGAAUGGCACUGCUCACGGCAGCAUCGCUGGUGCUCGGGACGCGAACCAGUGGCGUCCUAAGUACAACUCGCUCUACGACGAUUCGGACGUAGACCAUCUGCUCGACGGUAGAGAUGCGAAAGGCUCUGGCGGAGGUGUACCUCCGCCGUUGCCGCCCAAAAUCCCGCUCGGCCAUCGAUCGACUGCCAGCCAGGGUUGGUCUUGA